AUGUUUUCGUGUAAUGCUGUUGAAGAUCCCGGACAUGCAAACAAUAAUGCGUCAAAUAACCGGACACGCCCGUUGAAAGAUGACGUGUUCAGCUUUAUUGAUUCUAACAUUCGGGGAAUACGAUAUUCCAUAUAUGGAGUUGGUGUUGUCGGAGUCAUCCUAAUCCUCAGGUCUACCAAAGCUACCCAUGUAUUCCGUAACGUCUCCGACAUCCCCAGGAUCUAUGUCACCCGCAACAUCGUCCUACAGGGCCGGGUCGACAACAUCGGAACAGACUGUUGUCUCCACGUCACACACCGCCCACUCAUAGCUCUGCCGUCCUUCCUGAAGUCGCAUAGUGUCCACGAGGCAAGUUUGCCAAUAUAUAUGGCGGGAAUCGAACCAAGUCCUGUUGGCCGGAAAUGGCUUAUUGACAAGGUUAAAGGGCAACAUAUAUGGUUCAAGCUGCUGGAGAGGUCAUGUGACUCCGAUAGACUGGACUGUUUAGUCUCCAUAAGGAAGCGCUUCCUGUUCAAAACUGUCGUAAAUGAAGAGCUGAUACGUCUCGGACUGUGUCGUCUGCGUGAGUAUCCAACUCCUCCCGUUGCGCCAGUCUACAAUCACGUGAUCAACAAAAUGGUCGCCAUAGAAGCCAAGCUGGACCGGAAACUAUCCCCCCACUAGAGUCGGAACUGCAGCCAGGACAGUUAAGAAUGUCCUUGUGUACAUCGUGACAUUUCCGAAGACGCUGCUGACAUAUUUGUCGAAAUUUAGACGACAAUAAAACUGACUUUUCACAAAUAUUGGAUCUCAGUUUGUGUAAACGAUGGCUGGUCGUUGAUGUUAUACUGUUGAGGAUAACUUUUGUUCUUGAUCAGUUUUCGUUUUAUCUUCUCGGUGCUUUUCCCAUCUCUGGUGUAUUUACAUAUACGCAGAACAGACUGACAUUUUGUUGCAGUGAUGUUGAAUUUGUUUACGCUUUUCAUGAUUCGACCGUGGAUGUCGUCACUGUCAUGAUUUUAUCUUUUUUUCAGAACGCAGUGGAAUAAAGUGAUGUUUUGUUCAAAUACUUAUGUUUCAUAAUGAUUAGAUAUGCUGAAGGAUAUGCUGAAUGUAUCACGCUCACGUACUCAACCAAACUUUAUUCGAUGCUGAUAUAGCAAUAGGCCACAUUGUUGUUACAGGAAAUACACAAUACAAUUCUGCUGACCUGA
Messenger RNA from Haliotis rubra (blacklip abalone), 1193 nucleotides. RefSeq lists its product as uncharacterized. The coding region runs from base 1 to 663 and encodes 220 amino acids. The record is from RefSeq and is a predicted model, not a curated record. The transcript has 6 exons. Lineage: Eukaryota; Metazoa; Mollusca; Gastropoda; Lepetellida; Haliotidae.